Messenger RNA from Ruditapes philippinarum (Manila clam), 1489 nucleotides. RefSeq lists its product as uncharacterized. The transcript has 13 exons. The record is from RefSeq and is a predicted model, not a curated record. Gene Ontology annotation, biological process: proteolysis. Gene Ontology annotation, molecular function: metalloendopeptidase activity. The coding region runs from base 25 to 1392 and encodes 455 amino acids. Lineage: Eukaryota; Metazoa; Mollusca; Bivalvia; Venerida; Veneridae.
AGAUUUAAACAAGACAAUAGAAACAUGGUGAUUCAGUCGGUAGAUGGAAGUCACACGAAUCACAGCGUCAGACCAGAAGAAAUAUAUGUAAAGCACAGAGUUCGCCGAGAUGUAUCGACUCCAAAUGACGUCAUAGAGUUAUUUUUGUUUACGGACUUAUCUGUUCAUCAACAUUUUGAAAACGAGAUGAUGGCCUCAUCGAAAGUGUAUCCCUACAUCAAAAAGUGGCUACCAUGCGUUGUCAAAGAAGUGGAUGCUAUCUUUGAAAAUUUAGGUGAAUAUGGAACGAGCAUGCCGUUGAGAGUGUACUUUCAACAAUACCAAAUCAUUACUAAUUCGAAGCAACAGAAAUGGGUAGAGGAUAAUAUGUCUGGAGAUGAAUUACAAUCAUCAGCUGUUACCGAUUUCCAGGCAUAUUACAACAAACUGUAUACAAAAUUCGCUUUUCCUUACGCUGAUCACGUGAUGGCUUUAACAAAGUUACAAAUGGCAGACGGAGACCAAGUAAUGACAGCUGGCAGCAUGUGUGGGGAGACAGCAAAUGUGGCGGCAUCUAUUGUUCGUAUUGACCACUUUCAAGUUGCCAUGUCUCAAGCGAUAGCUCGGACAUUCGGGGUAAAUUUCGAUGGUUCAUCAAACAGUUGUGAAAUUAAUGAUCAAUACAUCAUGUCCAGUGAUUAUAGUGUUGUGACAGACCCAUCAAUACAAGGGAACAGAUGGUUAUUCUCAACAUGUAGCGUAGAAAAGUUCCAAGCUGCGAUUAAUGGCGGAUUAGACCUAAGUUGUCUUCAAACAGAGGAUAAGUAUUACGACUGGGAAAAGUUUAACAAUGCCCCUUUUAUGAGUGAAGAAAUAUCUGCUGAUCAACAAUGCGAAAUACGUUACCAAAGUGGGGCUACAUUUUGCGAUAAUAGCAAUCAAAAUAUGGUUGAUUGCUACAGUGCAACACAGGGCUGCCUAGUCAAUGGUGUGUGUGAACCAUUUACUGUGUCACAUAGGACAUCAUGUGGGAAUACAAAGGGGUUAACUUGUCAGUUUGGAUUUUGUAAAGAAUCAUCAACGGAGUCUACGACUUCUUUCAGUGAUCUUCAGACGACAACACAACCGUUUUCAUGUGUGUUGAAAACAAAAGUUAAAGAUUACGAUGUACCAGGAUGUACGUGUGCAGGUUGUGAUAAGAACAACAAGGAUUGUGAGCAAGGUGCUCAUUGUUUUGGCAAGAAAGUCCGAGUUACAACAACAUAUGUUCACGAGAGUUGUGCCUCGCAGUACGAAUCUGGACCAAGAAGAAUUAUCACAAUGCCUGAAGAUAAAAAUAAAAAAGAAAUAACUGCAGAAGUGUUCAAAAAUGAUUCCGGUAAAUGGAAGGUAGAACUGGUGGAGAAGAAGUAAAAUUGAAAACUAAAAAUAUCACAAAAAUAUAAACUAUUCAUUAAGUAGAUAUAAAUGUCACAUAAAAAUAACUAAUGAAAUAUACAUGUCCAACAUA